AUGAUGAACUUGCUUCUGGCCAAAGGGGCCAACAUCAACGCGUUUGACAAAAAGGAUCGAAGAGCGUUGCAUUGGGCAGCUUACAUGGGUCACUUGGAAGUUGUUGCGUUGCUGAUCAGUCACGGUGCGGAGGUUACCUCGAAGGAUAAGAAAGGGUACACGCCACUGCAUGCCGCUGCAUCCAAUGGUCAGAUCAGCGUAGUGAAACACCUCCUCAAUCUCGGGGUGGAGAUCGACGAGAUGAACAUCUACGGGAAUACUGCGCUCCAUAUUGCUUGCUACAAUGGUCAGGAUGCUGUGGCCAGUGAGCUGAUCGACUAUGGGGCUAACGUCAACCAGCCUAACAACAACGGGUUCACGCCUUUGCAUUUUGCGGCAGCUUCCACUCAUGGGGCCCUUUGUCUGGAACUGUUGGUGAACAAUGGGGCAGACGUCAAUAUCCAGAGUACAGAUGGGAAGAGUCCAUUGCACAUAACUGCUGUGCAUGGGAGAUUCACACGCUCACAAACCCUCAUUCAGAAUGGAGGUGAAAUCGACUGUGUCGAUAAGGAUGGCAAUACUCCUCUCCAUGUGGCUGCAAGAUACGGACACGAACUUUUGAUUAAUACCCUAAUAACCAAUGGAGCUGAUAGUGCCAGAUGUGGCAUUCACAACAUGUUCCCCCUACACCUGGCAGCACUCAAUGCUCACGCCGACUGCUGCCGGAAGCUGCUAUCAUCAGGACAAAAGUAUAGCGUAGUGUCCUUGUUUAGUAAUGAGCACGUGCUGUCUGCAGGCUUUGAAAUAGACACCCCCGAUAAAUUUGGAAGAACCUGCCUCCAUGCAGCGGCUGCCGGAGGUAAUGUUGAUUGUGUGAAACUCUUGCAGAGCAGUGGAGCAGAUUUCAAUAAAAAAGACAAAUGUGGAAGGACACCUUUGCACCACGCAGCUGCAAACUGUCAUUUCCAAUGUAUGGAGACGCUGGCUGCCAUGGGGGCCAACAUUAAUGAAACAGAUGACUGGGGACGGACAGCUUUACACUACGCUGCUGCUUCGGACAUGGACAGAAAGUGUCUAGAAUUCCUUCUACAAAAUGAGGCCAACCCAUCAAUCCAGGACAAAGACGGAUACAACACAGUUCACUAUGCAGCUGCUUAUGGACACAGGCAGUGUUUAGAACUGCUUCUAGAGAAAACCAGCAAUGUUUGGGAGGAAUCGGAUUCAACAGCUAUGAAAAGCCCUUUGCACUUGGCUGCCUAUAAUGGUCAUCAUCAAGCCUUGGAGGUGCUUUUCCAGUCCCUGGGAGAUCUGGAUACUAAGGACGAAAAGGGCCGCACAGCUCUGGAUCUGGCCGCUUUCAAAGGACACACUGAAUGUGUUGAAGCUCUCCUGAACCAGGGUGCAUCCAUCUUAGUGAAAGAUAACGUCACUCAACGCACUCCUCUUCAUGCCUCAGUCAUCAACGGACACACUCCAUGUUUACGGCUUUUAUUAGAAGUUACCGAUAACCCCGAUGUGACAGAUGCCAAAGGACAGACCCCACUGAUGCUGGCCGUGGCCUACGGGCAAAUAGACGCCGUGUCCUUGUUACUUGAAAAAGAAGCAUCUGUGGACAUGGCUGAUAUCCUGGGCUGCACUGCUUUGCAUCGAGGGAUCAUGACGGGGCACGAGGAAUGUGUCCAAAUGCUAUUGGAACAAGAUGCACGGAUUUUAUGUAAAGACGCCAGAGGCAGGACACCCCUGCAUUACGCGGCAGCUCGUGGUCACGCCACGUGGCUGAGUGAGUUAGUACAGCUGGCGCUUUCGGAAGAAGACUAUAAUUUUAAAGAUAAUCAGAAUUAUACCCCGUUGCACUGGGCUUCUUAUAAUGGCAAUGAAAGCUGCAUAGAGGUACUGCUGGAACAGAAACCUUUUCGAAACUUUAACGGGAACCCUUUCUCUCCAUUGCACUGCGCUGUAAUCAAUGAUCACGAAAAUUGUGCAUCGCUUCUCAUUGGGACCAUAGGUGCUGGCAUAGUAAAUUGCAAAGAUGACAAAGAGAGGACACCCCUUCAUGCAGCAGCCUUUUCCGAUCAUGUGGAAUGCUUGCAGCUUCUUUUAAGCCACAAUGCACAAGUAAAUGUUGCAGACAAUUCAGGGAAAACACCACUUAUGAUGGCAGCUGAAAACGGGCAUGUAGGUGCUGUAGAUUUUUUGGUGAACACCGCCCAGGCUGAUCUAACUUUGAAGGAUAAGGACUUGAAUACAUCCUUGCACUUGGCUAGCAGUAAAGGUCAUGAAAAAUGUGCCUUGUUGAUACUUGACAAGAUACAAGAACAGAGCCUUAUUAACGCAAAAAACAAUGCAUUACAGACGCCUCUUCAUAUUGCGGCACAGAAUGGCUUGAAGAUGGUGGUUGAGGAGUUACUGGCCAAAGGGGCAUGCGUACGAGCCAUCGACGGGAAUGGUCACACGCCAGCCCUGGCUUGCGCUCCUAACAAAGACGUGGCUGACUGUCUGGCACUCAUAUUGGCUACCAUGACGCCUUUUUCUCCUUCCAGCACUAUGAUGGGUCACAACUUCGCUUGUUUUAAAAAAGACAGCUUGAGCAGGACUCCACUCUGCAGUAGCUCCAGUAUGAGCAGCACCAAUAACUCCUACAAGAAACUGUUAAGAAACGAUGUAGGAGCAGAAAAUGGAUACAAUGAAAACGAUUCGGACUCUGAAACGUUUUAACUUUUAGCAUCCAACGCCUUUUCUUGGUUCCAUUGGGAUUUAAGUUGAUAUUUUACUCCCAAAUCCCAGAAUUGAUGGUUGAAUUUCCCCUUGUGGAUGGAAUGAUCACAAAACAGAAGGCAUACAGUUGCACAGCUUUUCAAAAAAGUAGAGGUUUUUCACUGGAAUGCAAUUUUGCUACGCUCCCUCCACUAUAUCAUCCUUUUCAUAGGCCUCAAAGUGUUCCAGUGGAAGUUUCUACCUCCUGUUUUAUGCAGAAAGACAAAACUGCCUUUUUCGUUUUUGACAGCACAAGUAAACAGGGAACUGCUGUGUGUGUGUAUGUGUAUAUACACACAUGCAUACAUACACACACACACACACACACAUAUAUACAUAUGUUAGCUAUAGUAUACUGUUAAAACGAAGACAUAUUUCCAGCAUGUUGUUCUCAGUUAAUAGGAACACAAAUUUGUCUUCACUUUUCUUGUCUAUUUUAUAGCUCUGUAGUCUCAUGUUUUUUAGGUAACUUUGUUAUUAUACAAACCAAAGGUACAAUCAUUUUUUCUUUAAAAAAAAAAGAGCUGCCGAAAUCACCACUUUCAAUGGAAAUUUAAACGUCUUCAUUUACCAUGUGUGAAGCACUUAAAUACACAAAAGGCACUUUUAAAAGGCAUUAAUUACAUCAUCCUUUUACCAGUUUGCAAAUGUUUAGAACCCAACCUGUUUGCCUCAGUCACCACACAAAGGCUUUAUGGGUAAGGUGGGCGUGGUUUGCCUUACAUUUCCUUACAUUUGGCACAAGCAUGCAUGAUUUAUUUGCACUCUACAGUUAAGGGUCCCUGGAACUUGAGUCACCUGUGCUUUCAGCCAAUGAACUAUUCUAAGGAAAGACAAAAGCCUAGAAAUUGAUACCAUUCAUAUACAUGUUUGAGAUUUGCCAAUCCAAACUAACUUUUUUUUUAACUCUAGGAUUUCUACACUGAAGUAUGUUUUUAUCGUGAAUGUUACCCACUUUUAAACAUCUGCAAAAUCUAUGAAAUCAGUAUUCUCUGUAAUUACUAUCGUUGUCCUAAGGUGUACACAGCAGAUGAGCCCAAAACAUGCAAAUCAUGAGGAAGUACAUAAAGGGGAUUGUGAUGUACUUAAAAAGGCCAGCUGGCAUCUGCUGUCUUAUUAAACAUCCACAUUAUGAAUCUAUCUACUCCUUCUGCCAAAGCUUCUAGGUCAAAUGGACCCUGUCCCUCACCUGAGAAAGAUGCAUGGAACGAAGAAUAAGACUUUAAAAGACAGAGAACUAACCAGCUACUAUAUCAUGAGGACCAAAUGGCAUCAGUCUCUUAUACGGGAAGACUUUUGUUCUUUUUUCACCAGGGCAAGUGAAAAAAAAACUUUUCUAAACACCACACACAAAGAGUUUUAUGUAAUGAAGAGUCUUGGCUGUAUUGUACACUUUAAGACACAAAUUUCUAGUAGACUUUUGGACAUUUGUAACUGAUGAUAAUGUGUUGAUCACAGCUUAUUUUUCCAGGCUAGCAAAUGUUCCUAUACUUUUACUGUUAAGUGUGUUUAUAUUUAUUUAAAAUGAAACAAGUGCCCAGAAAAAAAAUAAGAUGACCUUGGUUUGUUCUUCUCCUUUUUAGUUUUUGAUUGCAUCUGUCUUCUUAUCUCUGAAUCUCGAUAAGCUUAAUAGCUUGGGUCUGACAGAUGAAACGGGCACACGACAUAGCCGCUGUUUCCAGUUCUUAUACUGCAAGUUGGAUGGUGAUGUGAAAAUAAGACUCUGCCCCUGGCCACCUGGGAUGGGAAGCGUGGGUGUUUGCUUCAUGCUUCGUGGUCCUCUGGCCAUGCCAGAGGGGGCAGCCCAGGCAAUUUGUGCUGGAUUUAACCCCUUGGCAAGGAAAGGGUGUUCCAUACUUGGUUCAAAACUAAAAGAGAACUGGGGAGAACCUCCCGCCAGCCCUGCUUGAAGCUAGCUGGAUUUUAGAUACAUCCACCAAUUAGACUGAAAAGAAAAAAAAACUUGUCAGAGUGAGAUGGUUUUUUUAGCCAUCCUGAGUCUCACACAGCUUCUCCCUUCUAGCCAGCCUCUUCGGUGCCGGGUUGUCUAUUCUACAUUUUGUAGCUGGGUACAGAACUCAUGUGUUUACUACAUGGGGGACAGGGUCAGUUCUUAAAGGUACGAGUGUAUAUAAAUUGCCACUGUUCCCUUAUAAAUACGCACAAACAGGAAUGAUAUUUUCCCCAUUCAUCCUUACUUGGGUUUUUGAAGGAAAAAAGGCAAUAUAUGUGCAUACAUGCAUACCCUGCACAGCUGGCACAAAGAAAAUACGUAUUUUGUAGAAAAUGCAUAGUGUGGGAAGUUUUCCUGAGUUAUGGAUCUGGUCCACAUAAAGAUCCUGGACUCUAAGCUAUGGAACGCAUAUGCUUCAAUAAAACCAGUCCAGUGGUCCUCGUCUUUUCCAGUCUUGGGGUUCACUUCCAGUGCCUAGGUGGCAGCAGCAGCAUGGGACUCACUGAGCAGCAAGCACACAUGACAGGAAGUCAAAUGUCAUCAGAGUUUCAUAACAGGAAGAGGUAGAGCCAGGGUUGUGACCUCAUUGGAGUGGAGGACUGUUCUGUGCUGCAAGCCUGCAUGGAAUAUUGCAUGGCCAACUAGCAAGGGGUUUCUGGAUCUUCCUGUGCUAGAAAGAAUUCUCUCCGCUGUUGAGUGAGCUCACCUUCUAGUCCUGCUGGCCCUCUCAGGAAGCAGAAACAGGCAGGAAGAAUGAAACCUCAUGCAGGUAGCAAGCCCUUUUGAUGGCAUCUAAAAAUAAGGGCUCUAGAGGAGCACAUCAUUCAGUAGCUGGAGUUCCAUGACCUGCCAGAAGUUCCCAACACAUGGUUUGUCUUUAAGAUGCCACAAAACAUCUUGUUUUCAGAAGGACCCUGAGAAGAGUUACGGAUUGCACAGUCCUGCAGCACAGUCCUCACUGCCAAGCUGUGAUAAAUCUGUGAUAGCAAGAAGCAAUCACAGGCUCAUCAAAUAGCCAGCAAGUUUUGUGGAGGCACAGCAGCCCCGUGCUAGGGCUGCUUCUGAAAAAUGUGAAAACGCCACAGGGAGCUGGAAUGUAACUAUACCCUUUCACAGACGGUGGGGGUGACCUUCACCUAAACUGAUGGUUCAAACUGAAGUGAAGGGCUGAAAUCUACUACUUUAAAUCCUGUGGGACGCAUGUCAUUCUGAGAGCUUCAUUACUCAUCUAUCAACAGUAUUCCAUUGGUGAAAUCCAUGUGACACAUUCUCAUUUUCAUCAGAAAACAAAUGCAGCCAUAACUGCUGUGAGAACAUCUAAAACACCCAACAGUAGCCAAUUUCAUUAAUACUGUGUGUUAAGAGUAGGGCCAGAGAAGAACAUAGAUAACUGAGGAGAAAAAAUCUAAUUGACGGCCACCUGGUAACAUUAUGGUGUUGCUAUCUACUGUAUUUUACCUAGCUGUUUGGGAUCAGAAGGUGGGUGGGUGGGUUGUUAAAUGGGACAUUUCCAAAGCUUGAAACUGAAAUGGAAAACCUCUUGGGCUACGGACUGUAAAAGAUUAGCAUUUCUUCUUUUUCUGUGUUGGCUACACUGGGAAAAAUGAGCAUCAAAAUUGUGGUGUUUUCUUUCCUAUUUGUACUGCACUCCCCCCCCCCCCGAAACAUUCAUUUGAGAAAAUUGCUGAAGAUCAAUAACUAAUUGAAAUGGGGUAGAACUAAUGUGUCUAUGUUGAACAUAGCAGAAAUCCCUCACUUAUUUCUACAUUGAAUCUUUUUUUAAAACACACACACACACAAAGGAAAAAGCAGGGAAUGUUUCUUCACUGAAGAUUAAAUUAACUCAUAUCUUUUUAGAGAUAAUAUUUCAAGUAGUCAUUGUUUACGGACUGCUGUCUUUCCACGUUAGCUAUUUGACAGUGAUGUCUCAUAUCCACAUAUCCCACAAAUGGCUGGGAAUACUUCUGGGUUGUUUAUUUUCUUGAAACCUGUAGUCAGUCUAUGCAUACUUACUUGGGACAGCUUCCAAAAACACAUGCUUAGGACUGCGCAUGCCAUUAGGAUGCUGCAAAGGAGGCUUCAAAAUAGUUUUAUCACGGAAGUUACCGUGCAAUCCACAACAAUUAAAAUGAGACGUUUGCAGUCAACUUCAGCGGCAUGUGCAUCGCACUCUAAAUGUUCUCUUUUCGAACUGGCAAUACUGUUUUGUAGCAGACAAAGUUCUAUUUCUAAAUUAUAGCAAAUACCAAGGUUUGGUUGGUCCGUUUGGUAAACUUUUUCCUUUAUUAGACGCUAAGCGCUUUUGCUCAUUGAAAGCUAGUAGGAUUUUGCUUCUGAAUAACUGUCUUUAGAACUGAAAAGCAUCACCCUGAUAAAGAUUCAUAAUGCAUAAUGCAUCCUUUUACACUCUAGUUCCUGCCUUGGCAACUGGGUUUAAUAUCAGCGAAACUUCAAUUGCAGGGUUAUAAUGCAUGGAAUGUAUCGCUUGUUGGUUUCUGUUGUUUCAACUGUUAAGAUGAACUAGCUCAGGGGAUUUCUGUUUAUCACUACUAAAAGGGCACUGUAGUAUGUUUGGUACUGCUUGCAGCAAACGUAUGCUGCAUUGGACUAUGACUUAUAACCAAUACGUAAAAAUUAGGGUUUUUUUCCUGGUCUGUUCUUGUUUAGCAACUUGAUAACAUAUCUGGGUUUCAUUGUGUAAGAAACUUUUAGAGUGCCUUUUAUAUUUGUGUAUGCUGGGUUUGUAUUAUAUGUCUUUCUUUCACUAGAGUGAUACUGAAGCAAUAUAAUACCUGUACAUUUUCAUUUCAAACCUUUAUUUGAAUGUGUUUUUUUAAAAAACAAACAUUCUGCUUGUAUUAACAUGAAAAUUGAUAUGUUAAAUUUGUAUAGGAAUUGGGCAGAAUUUUUUUGCAGUGCUGGAAACAUUUUCUUAUUACACAAAGCAAACUUUAGGUCAUUGUUAUUGGGAAGAGUGUUUUAAAAUGGUGACAAUCUUGAGUGUGUAUAAAAUACAAUUAUGUGGGUUUGUUAUGCAGUGAUAUACAUAUUAAAAAGCCAAUAUCUAAUGUUUUUGUAGUUUUGUCUUUAUAUUUUAUGCUUUUAGCAUGUGCAAUAUAUCUUUACAAACCACAGUGACAUGAAUCUGGUGCCAGUGUUACAUUUUGUAUGAAAUGUUUGUAAUAAACUAUAUGAAAUAUUGUUGAAUGGUUUCGGUGGGUUUGUUGCUAACUUUUUAAUGUAAACUGAAGUUUAAUGACCUAACAUUGAAGUUAAAUGGGCUGGUUGAACAAAUGGGAAUGAGAGGUUAAUGUGGACCCCAGCCUGAAUUUGUCUGAGCACAAGAAUCUUUUUCAACUACUGAAUGCUGAGUUAAUUGUAAUGGAGUAUCCCAACUGCAAAUUAAUAUGGAAAUGCAUUCAGAUGGAUAUUUUUACAAAUAAAUGAUACAAGUAUUGUGGCAAAA
Molecule: messenger RNA, 8153 nt
Organism: Sphaerodactylus townsendi
Lineage: Eukaryota; Metazoa; Chordata; Lepidosauria; Squamata; Sphaerodactylidae
Gene: ANKRD44
Product: ankyrin repeat domain 44
Exons: 22
Coding region: 1-2694 (897 amino acids)
Biological process (GO): regulation of transcription by RNA polymerase II; protein localization to ciliary inversin compartment
Cellular component (GO): nucleus; ciliary inversin compartment
Molecular function (GO): RNA polymerase II-specific DNA-binding transcription factor binding
Source: RefSeq, a predicted model, not a curated record